AUGCCAGACGACGGCCGUCAGGCCUCGACCGCUUCAUCCUCAGCUCGGCCCGGACUCGCCGCAAGCUCCGGCAUCAGCCUCGGCCACGGUGUCGGAAACGCCAGCAACGCUCCUCCUGGACACUCCAUCCGCCGUGUCAAAACUCUAGACGAGCCUUCGAUGCGAUUUGGCUCCAUGUCGCGGCACUUUUCUUCAGAUUCCUCCUCCGAGGCGCCUCCGCGCAGGAGCUCCAACUUUUCGGAUUACAGCCUAAAUGAGGCACGCGACAUCCUCAACCCCCGGCCGCACGCUCACGGCGAGGUAUCCCAUCACGAUUCAUCGCCGUUAGCAUCUCUGUCGCUGGCCUUUGCAUUAUUGCCCGCCAUCGCCGGCGUUCUAUUUCAGAAUGGCACCUCCGUCGUCACCGACAUUAUGCUCUUGGGCCUCGCCGCCAUCUUCCUUCAUUGGUCGGUGACGCAGCCUUGGCAAUGGUAUCAUGCCGCGCAGGAAGCCAAGGCUCCGAGUACUAGCACACCCUUGGACGACGUCCCUGAAGAGCGAGAGGGAGAUAAAGCAGAUAAUUUCAACUCAGAAAAGAGAGAGACAAGAGAGAAGGUGGUAACAGAACAGCAACAGGCCGCUCUCAAGGAGCUAUAUCGCCACGAAGGUCUUGCUCUCGCAUCAUGCUUCGUAUUACCGAUGCUUAGCGCAUACCUCCUACAUUAUAUCAGAGGGCAGCUGAGCCGACCAUCUGAGGGGCUCGUUUCCAACUUCAACUUGACGAUUUUCCUCAUGGCAGCUGAGCUGCGUGUAUUGUCACAUAUAAUCACGCUGGUCCAGUCUCGGACGCUGCACCUUCAGAAAAUAGUGCAAGAAAGUCCGUUUGGUCAACGAGUUGGCACCGAAACGCUACUUGAGGAGAUGCUCAGAAGGUUAGAAAGGCUUGAGACUCUUUCAACGUCUCAAGGCAACGUGAUCGCUGGGCACGGAGAGUCCCUGGGUACGACCACAGCGACGGUUAGUCGAGACGUCAGGAAUGCUAUCCAGCCAGAACUGGAUGCUCUGAAUCGAGCCGUAAGGCGAUAUGAGAAGAAGGCAACGCUCCUGCAGCUACAAACAGAGGCUAGGUUCUCUCAAAUGCACGCAAAGCUGGAGGACGCCAUAUCCUUGGCGGCAGCGGCAGCAAAGCAAUCGAAUCAACGAAGCAAUUGGCUCCCGUGGGCAUGGAAAUUGAUCGUGACGGCAGCGACGUUUCCUUUCAAGGUUUUCCUGGAGAUACUCGCCCUGCCGUUGAAGCCCAUAGUUGCAUUUGCAAACAGAAAUAAACAGCCAUCUGCCAACCUUCGGGCACCGCGGAGCAAGCCGGGGAAGCCACCAGUGUCGGUAAAAUAUAACGGCGAUCGAGUGCCGCCGAGAAUAAUCAAGAGAUGA
Molecule: messenger RNA, 1410 nt
Organism: Trichoderma breve
Lineage: Eukaryota; Fungi; Ascomycota; Sordariomycetes; Hypocreales; Hypocreaceae
Exons: 3
Coding region: 1-1410 (469 amino acids)
Source: RefSeq, a predicted model, not a curated record